Molecule: messenger RNA, 1164 nt
Organism: Caenorhabditis elegans
Lineage: Eukaryota; Metazoa; Nematoda; Chromadorea; Rhabditida; Rhabditidae
Gene: srx-43
Product: Serpentine receptor class X-43
Exons: 7
Coding region: 1-960 (319 amino acids)
Biological process (GO): G protein-coupled receptor signaling pathway
Cellular component (GO): membrane; perikaryon; cilium
Source: RefSeq, marked reviewed
AUGGUGCUCCGAAAUCUGACUGCGAUGGCGAUUUACGAUCAAACCUUCGUGUACUCAAGUGAUGACGCGCUGGCAGGGAUGGUAGUUUCAAUGGAAUGCCUCACCGGCCUCUUCCUACUCGUGGCAGUCAUUAUCGGAUGCUUCCGUAUAGCAGCUCUCAAGUCCCCGUUCGGAAUUCUCAUGAUCAAUCAAAAUUGUGCUCAGCUGAUGGCGUGUAUCAAUAGCGGAAGCUUCUCGACAUUAGGCGUGCUCCUGAACAUCAAGCCCGUGCUAUCUAUCAGUUACCUCUUCGGAAAUUUCAGCAUCUUCCUGCUCCCUGUGAUUUUGAUUAGCUUCUUGCUAAUGUCGUUUAAUAGAUUCUGCGCCUGCUUUUUCCCAUUGAGAUAUCAGAAUUUGUUCUCAAGCUCCAUGAUCAGAACUUUUAUCGUUUUCAACUGGCUUCUAUCGCUCGUAGCAGGCAGCUAUUUAGUUGUAGUACGAGAAUGCAACUUCGUAUUCUACCAUUUCGGAUGGUUGUUUGCUGGCUCCGUUUCAGUAAAGUGUGGGACUCUGCUGAGCCUCUAUUCGAUCUCGAUUCAGACGGUUCUAAGCAUCACAAUUGUCGGCCUGGAUGUAGUCACUUUGGUUGCUUUGAUGGCUUUUAGAAGCAAGGUAUACCAGAGCCAUAGUGUCGAGGUGCGAAGACGUGAGCUGAGCUUUUCUGGACAGGUCAUAAUUCAAGGUGCAGUAUUUCUGUGUCAUGGUGCAUGGUAUGAUAUGGGUCACGCGAUCCUCCCGGGAAACGACGACCGCUGGAAGUUCUUCUUUACAACUUCGUUCUCAUCCAAUCUGCUACAUGUUUUUGAUCCUGUAGUCGUCUUCGCCUUCAACAAAGAGUUUCGCAGAUGGCUUUUCCGUAAUUUCAACGUCCCGACAGCUCAGAAGAGAAUCGUGACAGUGGUUUCCGCUCAUAAUACAUAAUCUUCCUGUUCUAAUAACUCCAACUGAACCCCAAACUGUCGUAUAGUACAUUCUCUCGAACCCUUUUUCUGCACCUAUAGGUGUUGAAAACAUAUGGAUUAUAUCUAAAUAUUAUUCGCUCACUAACGUCAUUAUAAAUUGGACACUUCCCCCGUAAUUUGCUCGUAUUUCUUUCUGAAAGAUCCUGUAUAAAUUUUUCAAUUA